UAAGGUCAUGGUUAAAAGAGCCUUAUCUGGUUUCACACGCAUCACAAAAUGUGAAAUUCAUUGGGGACACUAUCAGUUUAGUUCGAUUGAGAUUCGAUAUCAGUUUUUCAUUUUAUAAUUUAUGCACAUGGGCAGCAGUGACCGGCAGUUUAAUUAGAAACCUUCGUUAGUGUUACGCCUAGGCUUUGUUGAGUUUACAAAAAGAUAUUGCUCGUAACGGUUGUGUUGUGAAGGAAUUCAAUUAUUGAAUUAAAAUAAAAAAUACGCGUUGAGUAUUUUCAUCAUUUUGUUAGGAAAAAGUGAGUUACCAUCUUUUUUCGGUUGUUUACGGAAGUAAAAUAUUUAAUAUUGUUUUUUUUUUUUUUUAAUUUACUUGACAAACAGGAACUUUCUGAAAGUCAGAUUUUAAUAAAAUCUUUUAGUUUUAAACACAAACCAUUGAUGCUUACACCCGCAAUCCUAUUUUUUUGGAAAUAUCUGAUAAUUGCAGGUUGAAGAGCCUUACUACUGCGAAUUGAUAUCAGUAAAUUCUUUUAACGAUGACUCCCAGACUACCAAUUCAUUUGCCAAAUCAGCAUUUGGAAAAAUUAGAUUCUGAUUUUCUUUAUCAUCUUGGAAUCAACAGCAAAACGACAAAUCUUGAAAAAUAUUUUGGAGAUGUCAAGUUCGUCUGCAUGGGUGGAACAAAAACCCGUAUGUUCGAAUUAGCAAAGUACUUACAAAAAGUCUUAGGCUUAAAUGGAGAAUUGGUAGAUCUAUGCGAGAAAGCCCAUCGUUAUGCAUUAUAUAAGGUCGGUCCCGUUUUAUGUGCCAGUCAUGGUAUUGGAAUGCCAUCGAUGAGUAUCCUUCUGCAUGAAAUGAUAAAAUUGGUCAUAUAUGCCAAAUGCAAAGAUCCAAUUUUUUUGAGAAUAGGAACAUCUGGUGGAUUGGGAAUACCAAUUGGAACAGUAGUUGUCACCAAAGAUGCUUACAAUGGCUAUAUUAGAAAUGAACAUGAACUGGCAAUUCUUGGAGAACGUGUAUGUCGCCCAGCAAAAUUUAACGAAGAAGUCUACACCAAUCUUUUAGCAUGUGCUGAAGAAGACGAUGAAUUUGCUACGAUUUUAGGCAACACAAUGGCAACUGACGAUUUCUAUGAAGGUCAAGGACGUUUAGACGGUGCAAUUUGUUCACACAACGAGGAACAAAAAAUGACAUUUUUAAGGAAACUUCACGAUCAUGGUAUUCGAAAUAUUGAAAUGGAAGCAACAAUGUUUUCAUCGUUAACACAUCACAUUGGUAUUAAAGCUGGAGAAGUUUGUGUGACACUAGUUGAUAGACUAAAGGGUGAUCAGGUUACGCAAUCAAAUAUUCCUAAAGAAGUUCUAGAACAAAGACCAUUGACGAUGGCUGGACGUUUUAUUAAAAAACAAUUGAAUUUAUAAUGUUAAAAUAAUUUUUUAGAUGUACUCAACUUUAGUAAAACCAAAUGUAAUGUUAGAAAAUUGUACAAAAAAUUAUUUUUUAUCUUUAUAACGGUUUCAAAAACAAUAAUAAUUAUAAAUGACUGUAAGCCUUGACUUUGCUCUUUAAUAAAGUAAUAAUGCAAUCCA
Eupeodes corollae is the source of this 1592-nucleotide messenger RNA. Its product is annotated as uridine phosphorylase 1. The transcript is spliced from 8 exons. The coding region runs from base 540 to 1424 and encodes 294 amino acids. Gene Ontology annotation, cellular component: cytoplasm; cytosol. The record is from RefSeq and is a predicted model, not a curated record. Lineage: Eukaryota; Metazoa; Arthropoda; Insecta; Diptera; Syrphidae. Gene Ontology annotation, biological process: nucleotide catabolic process; uridine catabolic process. Gene Ontology annotation, molecular function: uridine phosphorylase activity.